ACCCCUCCAGAUCUAAUCUCCCCACCAAAACGUUUCGAUUCACCAGACCUCCGCUGUCACCUCAAUUUGGUUCGAACACGUAACGAGCAUCCUCCUCAAAUGACUGCUACCUGAUGUGACAGGCAACCAUAUUUGGUUCGCUCGGUCAAAACAUCCACGCAAUCUCCCUUCCCUCAAUUGCUCCGAUCGACUUCACACUCUUCCCCGCAAGACAUGGUUUCCUGAGGGUCGGACUCCGUGCUCGUUUGGAUUAUGAGCGCUGUCAGUAGGUUUCUCAGUCGGCGGGACAAGAAGUCAAAGCGGACGAGCAACGAUGGCAGGCAAGGCUCUCCGAAGGAGAUUUACGAUGUGUUUACCCUCCCCGGCGAAGAGAAGAAGAAAAAGCACCAUGAGAAACAUGAGAAACACGAGAAGCAUGAGAAACACGAGAAGCAUGAGAAACAUGAACAAGAGAAGGUCAAAACCAUACUUCAACGUCUGACCACCGAUGGGAUCGUGGCUAUCCGAGAGCCCCAAGCAGAAUACGCUCUCCGUGCAGAGUCGGUCAAAGGGGACGUGGACAAGGCUGUCGAGCUCCUCAUGAUCUUGGAAGACUCCGUCAAUGGGGGAUUCCGCAGCUUCAACUGGAACCGGAACCUGGUUGGCGCCGUGAACCGCGACAACGUCACCUGCUACCUGGAUUCCCUUCUGUUCUCCAUGUUCUGUCAACUUGACAGUUUCGAACCGAUGAUCAGCGACCACUCCCAAGCCCCAGAACGACGCCGGCUCGCCGCUCUGAUUCGAUUAUGGGUGAACAUGUUAAGGGGGGGAUACCUAAUCUCCAAGGACAUUACCGAACAUAUACAAAAUGCCCUUGCCGCCUGCGGUUGGACGGACGCGUCAAAAACCAUGCAACAGGACGUCUCCGAAGCGUUUGCAUUCAUCACGGAGCAGAUGGGACUGCCGCUCCUCACCCUGAAAGUGGACCUCUACCACACCGGCAAGGAAGACGCGAAGGAUGACCACAAGGUCGUGAACGAACGGAUUCUGGAGGUCGCUGUGCCCGAUCCACCCCACGAUGGGAGCACGCUGACCCUCGAGGGGUGUCUUGAAUCCUAUUUCAACAGCCGGGUCGAAGUGCGCAGGCAUCUCCACCGCCGAAACACCCUCCAGUCCGUCCGAUCGUUCGACGACGAGAAGGGGAGGUCUUCGUACGUCGAGACCCGGGAGGUGGCCCAGUCGGAGACACCUACACCGAUAGCAGCACCGCAUGGGGGCAUGCACCUCCCUUCUCCUGGAUCCCCUCACACCCUCCCGCAACACGAUAGCAUCUUUGGAUUUCGACGUGAACCGACUAUACCAAUAGACAAGAAGGAGCGAGCACGAGACGAUUGGACAGUCUCCUACGCUCACCCAGUCGUCCAGAGGUUCAAGCGAGAAGUGCUAAUGCAAGCGUGGCAAUUCUUUAAACUGAUCCCUUGGUCUACUGCGGAUACUGUUCCACAGACGGAUGAGCAAGUCGCCGCUCACUUUGCGUCGAAUCGUCCGGUUCUCGGGAUCUGUCUCAAACGAUACUCCGUGGCGGCCAACGGUGAGCGGACGCGGAAAACCACCCGUAUAGAUAUUCCUUUAAAACUAGCGAUACCCCAUUUUAUUUCGGAAGCGGAUUAUGAGCGCGAAGAACCGUACUUCAAAGACUUCCGGCUGAUGCUCGAAGCGGUGAUCUGCCAUCGCGGCAAAUCCGUGGAUUCAGGCCAUUACAUAUGUUUAGUGCGACCCACCGUCGCGGGACGAAAACUCUCGUCCACCGAACCUGGCGUCGAGUCGAAAUGGAUGCUUUUCGAUGACCUCGAGGUGAAUCAGCGGGUUCGAUGGGUGGACAUCCACCAAGCCUUGGAAAACGAACUUCCCUACCUCCUAUUCUACCGUAUCCUUCCUGUGGAAGACACCGAUUACGAUAGCCCUCCAUCGUACGCCGAGGCCAACGGCCAUCUUCCCAUCCCCAAAAUCCCACAGAUCAUCCACUCUCAACUCACCACCCCGAUGACCAUGACCGACCCCAGCGUCGACACCUUCGCGACCAGCCUCGCCGAAUCCACCACUGACCCCGACCCCAACCCCGCCACAACCGACUCUCUCCAAUCUUCCGGCCGCCCCUCUACCUCCAGCAAUCACCCGCACAGCCUCACCUUCGACGAACCCCCCCACCUCGAUGGCACCCUCCUCGCCGCCCUCGACGCGCGCGGCCGCACUGCACCCACCACCCCCGCCGACGAAACCCGGUCCACCUUCCUCGGCAUGCCGCGCCUCGGCCGGAAAAUCCGCAGCGCCGCAACCGACACUGAUACCCCGCCACCCCGCCGCGCCAACCCCAGCACGCAGAGCGAGGAACAUCGGCUGAGCCUGUCACUCUCGCGGUUGCAGAAGAUGAGCGCCGAGCGGCUGUCACUGAUCGGGCAGUGGUCGACGAGCGAGAGCGAGGCGCCGGAUGCGGGUGCUUCGGUUGCGCGGUCGUCGGACGACGGGGGGGGGAUGAAUGAUGGGGGAAAAGGGAAGGCGGUGGAGCGGACGCCGCGGGGGUCGUCGGCCGAGGGGAGCGUGGAGCCGCGGGAGAGGGAGAAGGAGAAGGAGAAGGAGACGGGGUUGCGGCGGUUGAAGUCGACGCGGAAUAGGAAGAGUAAGUUGCGGUUAAGGAGCAUGACGCGAAAGGCGCCGACGGAUCCGGAUGAUGCGGGGGAGGGGUCCUCGAAGUCGUCGGAGCGGGAGUGCAGCAUUAUGUGAUGGCGGGUUUCUCUAGCAUGGCGUGGCGUUUGGGUAGGUCGCAAACAGGGGAGGGUGGCAUGACGACGUGCAGAGGCGCCAGGAUACCACGCACGCGGCAUGUACAUUCAUGAUCAUUACGGCAUUGACGAGGGUUUGGCUAUGCAGCAUUCGAGGAGACGCAAGCGGUCUCGCUAGCGGGAUUGGGGCGUUUAUUGAUUUUUGA
Molecule: messenger RNA, 2965 nt
Organism: Eremomyces bilateralis CBS 781.70
Lineage: Eukaryota; Fungi; Ascomycota; Dothideomycetes; Eremomycetales; Eremomycetaceae
Product: cysteine proteinase
Exons: 4
Coding region: 253-2760 (835 amino acids)
Biological process (GO): protein deubiquitination
Cellular component (GO): cytosol; nucleus
Molecular function (GO): cysteine-type endopeptidase activity; cysteine-type deubiquitinase activity
Source: RefSeq, a predicted model, not a curated record